AUGACGCUAGUCCCGCAUACCUCAACUCUGCUAAAGACGGGCUGGACCUUCAAGCAAGGCGAUCGCUCUUCUACUCACGCGUAUUUACCUGCCCGCGAUGUACCGACUGAAAUCUACCGCGACCUUCUCAAGAACGAAAAGAUCGCAGACCCUUUCAACGAUCUCAACGAGCUUGCAGUACAAUGGGUUGGCGACGAGACAUGGACGUACCGCACCAUCUUCGCUGCGCCUUCCGAAUACGGGACUGCAAACACAGUCACCAGACUUCGUUUCCAAGGUCUGGAUACCUUUGCUUCUGUCUAUUUGAAUGGGCAUAAGGUCCUAGAGUCUGACAACAUGUUUGUCGAGCAUGAGGUCGACGUCUCAGGCAGACUUGAGUUGGACGAGAACGUCUUAGAAAUCGUUUUCGAGUCAGCGCGCAAAAAGGGUCGCGAGCUAGUGGAACAGCACAAAGAGCACCGCUUCAUCGUACAUCAAACGGAAAUCUCAAGAGGGCCUGUUCGCAAAGCGCAAUUCCAUUGGGGAUGGGACUGGGGUCCUGUCCUCAUGGCAUGCGGUCCUUGGAAGCCGGUUUCGAUUGAGACAUGGUCCUGCCAGCUUUCAAGCCCAGGGGUGCAGUAUGAGCUGUCGCAAAAUUUGAAAUCGGCGGAGGUCAAAGUUAAGGUCGGUUGGGAAGGUGUUGUCGCUGCUAUAGGUUUCACAAUCCUCAAAAAGGACAGUCUCGAAGCUGUGGCAGAACAAAAGGUUGACGUCAGCACCGAUGAUCAGUCGGGCCUCGCAGAAGCUACCAUGGCCAUCAAUGACAUUGAGCUGUGGUGGCCGCGAGGCCAUGGUCAACAAUCUCUCUACACCAUCAAGAUUCAGGCCUUUGCACCGGACCAUCCGUCUCCGAUUCAUGACAUCUCUCAAAAGUUUGGCUUUCGCCGCGCCGAACUAAUCACAGAGCCAGAUUCGUACGGUACGUCGUUUUAUUUCCGUAUCAACGACAUCGAUAUCUUUUGUGGAGGUUCAUGCUGGAUACCCGGCGACGCGUUUCUCACGCGCCCUUCUCCAAGGGAUUCCCGUGCUUGGGCCAAGCUCUGUGCUGAUGGCAACCAAACCAUGCUCAGGGUCUGGGGAGGUGGCAUUUACGAAGACGAUGAACUAUACAAUGCCGCUGACGAAUACGGUGUAUUGAUAUGGCAGGAUUUCAUGUUCGCGUGUGCAAACUAUCCAGCCUACCCGGAGUACUUGAAGAGUGUGGAACUGGAAGCGACACAAAAUGUCAGACGUUUGAGAAACCAUCCAAGUGUAGUGAUAUGGGCGGGCAACAACGAAGAUUACCAGAUCGUGGAGCGAUACGGGCUGCAGUAUGACCCUGAAGAUAAGGAUCCAGACUCUUGGCUCAAGACCGACUUUCCAGCACGGUACAUCUACGAAUAUCUUCUCCCAAACGUGGUGAAACAAGAAUGUUCAAAUGUACUGUAUCACCCUAGUUCACCAUUCGGAAACGGCAAGUCCACCGUCUUGAAAGUUGACCCUACAAUUGGCGAUAUUCAUCAGUGGAACGUUUGGCACGGUACUAUGGAGCCCUAUCAGCGAUUGCCUGAUCUGGGCGGACGAUUUGUCUCUGAGUUCGGAAUGGAGGCAUAUCCCCACGUAUCUACUCUCGAAUCAUGCAUCACCCGUAAAGAAGACCUCUACCCAGGCUCGAUGGUGAUGGACUUUCACAACAAAGCCAUCGGUCAUGAGCGACGGCUCAUCAGCUACCUCGCUGAGAAUUUCCGUAUCAGGUACGAUUUGGAGAACUUCGCUCAUCUCACCCAGGUCAUGCAAUCAGAUGCAUUGACGUGGGCUUACAAGUCCUGGCGCCGUCAAUGGAAUACGCCUGGCGAUCGCAAGUGCGGAGGUGUAUUGGUAUGGCAACUAAACGAUUGCUGGCAGACUAUGUCCUGGUCUGUUACAGACAUUCAUGGCGUCCCUAAACCAGCCUUCUACGCAAUCAAGCGUACGAUGCGUCCUAUCACUAUUGGUGUGCAGCGCAAAUACCAAAGCUGGACUAUGCGACCAGCUGAUGAACUGUGGCAGCGCGACACAGGACAUAUCGACAUGCGAAAGUUAUGGCAGGAUGUCGAACACGAUGUCUGGAUUUCCAAUAGUACCCUGCAAGAGGUUGAGGGUGUUGUGACCGUACGCUAUAUCUCCAUCAAGACAGGCGAGGAAGUUGGCACGAGGGCUUCUGCCACAGUACAGGUCGCGGCCAAUGGAACAACUAACGUCUUGGUUGACCAUGUCGCCCAAAUCAACCACGUACAAAAUUUGAAUGAGCCUUUUGAUUCAUCGAAAGCCGAUCCAUUCGUCAUCCAUGCGACGUUGACUAUCAAUGGCGAGUAUGCUGCCAGCGAUAUCGCCUGGCCAGAACCAAUCAAGUAUCUGUCUUUUAGCGAUCCAGGUGUGCAGUUGCGCUACUCGGAAGACAAGAAGACUAUUUCUGUCUCUGCUGCGAAGCCAGUCAAGGGCUUCGUCUUCGCCGAGAAUCCACGUUCGCAUCUAAGUGAUAACGGGUUCGACCUAGUGCCUGGGGAAACGAGAGAUGUCCAAGUGGAAGGUUUCCCAGCAACUGCUUUGACAUGGAGAUAUAUUGAAAUGUAG
Messenger RNA from Alternaria arborescens, 2631 nucleotides. Its product is annotated as Beta-mannosidase B. The record is from RefSeq and is a predicted model, not a curated record. Lineage: Eukaryota; Fungi; Ascomycota; Dothideomycetes; Pleosporales; Pleosporaceae. The transcript has a single exon. Gene Ontology annotation, molecular function: beta-mannosidase activity. Gene Ontology annotation, biological process: glycoprotein catabolic process; carbohydrate metabolic process. The coding region runs from base 1 to 2631 and encodes 876 amino acids.